UGCACUCAUUGGCAGUUUAUUAAUGUGGUAGUCUCGUGCUUCGUCAUUGUUGAUAGUUCCCAUUGAUUCUGGAUUCCAAUGUUUAUGCCACAUUACAGAGUUGUCAUCGACGCCCGAGGUAAGACGACGUUGCUCCGUCUUCGCUGAUCUCAGCCUGUGUGGAAAAAUAAGUCGCCUGCAGAGAUGGGGGCCAUUCGUCUUCUGCACUUGCAGACGCUGACUUUGUUAGGGGCCUUCCUCCUCCAACCUUGCGAAGGAACUCAACGGCCCCUCACUACAAAACCUAUGACUGCUUUGCCUGCAGGCGUCAUCGAAUAUCGGAUUGUGAAUCCUCCUUCGACUUGUUAUUGCAAACUGAACUGUGUGAGGAAUCUUUCGUGUACAGCUGUCAGCCUUAAUAUGGAUGGAGGAAGUGUGACCUGCUCGUUCAGCAACGUGGGUAUUGAUCUUGCGUCCCUGACGUUCAGCACUUCUGAUCACACAUUCAUUCACAAUGUUUCUCAACCAACGCAAGAGUCAGUUUCAUCGGUGGGGACAGCAUCAAGUUCUACAAUAUCAAGCUCUACAACAUCAAGUCCUGCAACACCAAGCUCUACAGCAUCUAGUUCUACAACAUCUAGUCCUACAGCAUCAAGUUCUACAUCAUCUAGUCCUACAACAUCAAGCUCUACAACAUCAAGCUCUACAACAUCAAGUUCUACCACAUCUAGUCCUACAACAUCAAGUUCUUCAUCAUCUAGUCCUACCACAUCUAGUCCUUCAACAUCAAGUUCUACAUCAUCUAGUCCUACAACAUCAAGCUCUACAACAUCAAGUUCUACAACAUCUAGUCCCACAACAUCAAGCUCUACAACAUCAGUAUCGACGACAACAGCAACAGAUACAUCUACGAGUACAUCAACUACAGUUACAAGUACAAGCACUACUUCGUCCUCAAGUACGACCUCCUCCACCAGCACUACACCUACUACUUCAACAAGCACGACCUCGAGAACAACUACAACCACCCCAGUGAACUAUUGCGAUUGGAUUUGGCAUCCAUUUAACGGCAGCUGCUAUUACCAGUUUGGAGCUGGAAACUACGGUAACGACGAAACCUGGCAAAAUGCGUCCACUGCUUGUGGAAAGUACAAUAACUAUCUGGUUAAGAUUUCAAGUGCUGAGCUGCUAGCUUUUAUCAGAGGUAAGUAA
Messenger RNA from Macrobrachium nipponense, 1191 nucleotides. RefSeq lists its product as uncharacterized. Lineage: Eukaryota; Metazoa; Arthropoda; Malacostraca; Decapoda; Palaemonidae. The record is from RefSeq and is a predicted model, not a curated record. The coding region runs from base 184 to 1191 and encodes 335 amino acids. The transcript has 7 exons.